AUGUUGUUCGCUAGAGGCCGAUCUGCCAGUGCCGUCACCGUCAAUCUGCUGCAUCCCAUCGCGAGUAUUCACGAAGACCAUGUACGGCUAUAGGAUUUUCUUCUUUCUAAACUUUUCUUUCUCUUAAUCCUCCGAAAACAAUAGUCUUAGUCUUAUAUUCGGCUGUCGUUCUUCCAAGUUCGUUUUGAAAAAAGCCGAAUCGUGCAUGUUGCGUUAAGUAUUCAGCCAAAUGCUCUCUCAGUUUCCAUUAAGACUGCAGUCCGUCUUUUUAUUUUUUCAGUAACGACCACAUGCUUUUAACCACUCUGAAGUCCCAUGUAAGUUUACGCCAAAAUUUAGCUUUCAACGUUUCAAUUUUUCUUUCAAGUAAUUUCGUAUCGUGUACUUGAAUUUUUUUCGGUUAGCUCCAUUUUUUUUUGGCAGGCGAACGACUCUAUUGCAAAAAUUAACUUUUUUGAAGGGUUAGAUAUACUUUUUAGACAUAAGGUUAAGAUAGAAUGUCGGUCUUACUCACGUUUUCAUAUUUGGGAGUUCGAUGAAAGCCAUGAGAAGCUGGCAUCUUGAUUGGGGCCAUUCUCAUUUGUUGAAAAGCUUGACGCCCAGCAAUUCGCUCGUCCCGAGUUUCCAUUACCACAUUGAGCAACUUCUUCUCUCACCCUCUGCCAACAAUUCAUUCGAUAGACAAAAAGGAACUAUGCCAAAUGCAGACUUUUACGUCUUUGACGUUCCUUAUCCAGUGGUCCGUAACUGUCACAGAUCUAGCGUCUCAUUUUCAAGUCUGGUAAGGUAUUUAGGUUUAGCCACUGAUAAUAUAGAAAUAUUAAAAGGGUGAAAAUUUUGUCAUUCUGUCGAAAAGAUCUUUAUUCAUACAUAGGUGAGUUCAUUUUCGGAAUAGAUAGAGAGAGAGAAAGGCGGAAAGAACUUGAAAAAUAUAUUGAGAGAUUUUUAAUGAAACUUAUAUGCUGAGGGAUGUUAAGAAAACUCGUUUUUAAUAUGCAUUUUUUUAUUUUCAACUAUGUCUUUUUGCUCUUUGAGAAAUACUUUGAGCAUAAAGAUAUUAGCUGCCCAUCAAAAUUUCUUCUCUAUUUUUUUUUUUUGAUGUGCAUUCCGACUUCUUAGGAUCACCGUCUCUCGGUGCAAGACCCAUUGACUUCGGCGCAAGUACGGCAGAUGCUGCUGAGUAGAACAAGUGGAUCACGGACGGACAUGUCGACAGACGACGAGACGCGAAGCAGCAGCAACGCCUUCCUCGAGAAGGACUACCACGCUUUGCACCAACGCAACGGUGGGCAUCGUGGCAAGCGUCCAAGUCGUCGAAGACGCCGCAGCGAGGACCGCGCAAGCUCUAAAAGAUCGGAGAAAAGCCUGACAAUCAGCUCUCUGGCAAGCAAGGUACCUGCCGUGAGACGUCGUGAACGAUUCUUCUUGUGGACUGCUCGGAGUCGUGGCGUUCUGUGUUGGAGUUGCACUUCGUUUUGUCGCGAUAACUUUUUUUUCUGUGUCCGCAAUUAACGUUUUGCUUUUCGUCAAGUAGGGAAAUUGACAGUAUUCGAAAUGUUGAAAACUUUUCAAUACUUGUCUUCAGGAACCUACACGGUCGAGCAAUGCCACCGCUCUGGGCAAUCGGGAGAUUGUGCGCAGCCACUCGGCUCAUUCUGCAGAGAGGCAGGGCAAAGUCAAUCGCAAUAUCAACCGGUAUCAAUUAUUAUUUUUGAGCUGAGGUAGAGUCGGUUCGAAAAUUUCAGAUUCUCAAACUUUGUCAAGUCGGGAAUGGAGGCAUACCUUCUCGGAGAGACAAAAAUGUCGCAAAGUCCUUCAGAACGCCACGAAAUUGUUGUGAGUCGAAUCAAAAACUCUAUUUUCUAUUUGUUUUUUGUCUUCCAGUCUCUGAACGGCGUGAUCCAGUGGAAGCCGAUCCAGAAGCACUACAACUGCCUCGUCGACAAACCCAAGAAGGAGUCGAAGCUCAAGGGCCUCAAAAGCUUCAUCGCCUACUCUCUCGUUUCUUCUCUCACUAACAUACAGGUUGGCAAUUUUUUUUAAGAAAAAGAAAUUUGAUGCUAGUUCAUAAAACUUCCUCCUUGAUUUAUUGAAGAUUUUCCUUUGAUAGCGGAAGACUUGUUCUUUUUUUCGUUAUCGAAAAAUUUGAUUAUCCUUAUGAAACAACGAAAAACCAAUUUUCAAGGCACUUAGGAGCUAGUGAAACGAAAUCCAACUAGAAAUUUGAAAAAAAAUUUGUUUCUGUCUGUAUGAAAUUGGAAAAAGCUCUUGGAGUGAUGCAAAUGCUCUAUGGUCACAUACUUUGGUUUUUUCAAAUAGUUCUUUCCAAUUUUCUCUUGAAACAGACUCUACUGCCGAAACCAAAUCUUAAAAGUCCUUAAUGUUGAUUUUGUAGGUUUCCCGGCGCUAUAAGCACUUUGACUGGCUGCACGAGCAACUUUCGGCCAAAUACCUCCUGAUUCCUAUUCCGCCUCUGCCGGAGAAGCAGGUCGCCGGCCGCUAUGAGGAGGACCUCAUCGACCAUCGAAAGCACAUUUUGCAGCUCUGGGUCAACAAAAUCUGCCGCCAUCCGGUCCUCAGUCAAAGCGAAGUUUGAUCCCUUUUAUCAAAGUUUUUGCAUAUAAUUAAAUAUUAUAGGUGUGGCUGCACUUCAUCAGCUGCACGGAUGAGAGGGAAUGGAAGAAUGGCAAGAGGAGAGCUGAAAAGGUUUUUUCGAAGUAAAUUCCAGAUUUCAUAUUCCUUCCUAUAGGAUGAAUAUGUCGGUGGAAACUUUAUGAACUGCCUCACGAUUCCGCCGCCAGUGCUCGAAAUCUCUGUUGUGUAAGUUUUUCAUAAUUUUUUUGGCCUCAACGUCCCCCUAAAUUCGAGAUAAUUUUAUAUUCUGUAUCUUAACCUUUAAGUUUCUUUGACAAAUGAAUAUCCUGAAAAUUUCCAUUGGAAUGAUAGCAUUUUAGAAAACCUUCGAUACUCUGAGGGGAUUUCCAACGAUCGUCCUACAAAAAUUAUAGCUGAAGUUACUUUUUUGCUAUAAUUUUCGUUUACUUUUUAAGUGCCCCAAUACUAGAGAAAUUCAAAUAUUGUGGGCUUCUCUGGGAUGUUUUCCCUCUAGUAACCGGAUGAACCAUCUUCUUUUUUAAGUUAAUUUUCAGUUCAAUUUUCGUCGUUACAGAGAGCGACAAGUCGAGAAAUUCCAAAGAAGUGUCAAGACCUCCGAAGAUGCGAUGCGAACGAUGCAAGAACGCAUGGUUGUGUUCCAAAAGGCCUUUUCUGGGCGUGAGUUUUUGUUCAGAGUUUUCUUUGGAUCGUAGAAUUCAAGUUUCAUCUUAUUUUGAUUUGCAGCAGUCAAACAGAACUGGCAGAAGAUGGGAGUGGCUUUCAAAACUUUGCAGCAAUCAUUCGAAACUGACGAUACACCUUGUGGGUUUUUUGAAUUUUACUCUUUUUCAAAUUUGAAUUCCUUUCCUGUUUUAAAAUUUUUUCAUUAGCGACUUGGAGCAGAAAAUCCCGUUUCUUCAUCUUCUACAAGAUUAACCUAGCUUUUAAAAUAUUUUAGAAGCGUUGUUUCUUUUUUUUUUAACUUCUCUUUGCGAAAAGGAAGUCUCCUUAUUCAUACUUGAAAUACUUGUGAUUUUCAGCGAGUCGCCGCCUGACGGAGGCCUUCGCCAAUACCGCCGCCGAGUACCACGAAAUCGGAAAUCUUUUCGAUGCUCACACUAGAAAUGACAUGGAACCCGUCGUCGAGAGCCUUUUCUCCUACAAAGGAACCGUCCAGAACGUUCCUGAUAUCUUGCAUCUUCACAGGGUCUGCCCUUUGCUCUUUUUCAACGUAAUUGUGCCUGAGCUACAGCAAACACUGCAAAAGUUCCGCGACAGCGAAGGUCGACUGACGCAAGCCGAGGCAGAGAAGAUGCGUCAGCGCGUCAACGUUGCCAACUACGCCAUGUUGGCUGAGAUGAACCACCAAACUAGCGAAAAGGUCCACAAAAUCUUCAUUACCGCCUUUUUAAAUGUUGAAUUUGAGGUUGACGAACUGAAGGAGACCAUGGGCAAGUUCCUUCGUAAGCAGGCCGACUUCUACCAGGAGGUCUCCAACAAACUGCGAUCUCUCGCGUCUCGCUAUGACUGA
Molecule: messenger RNA, 4126 nt
Organism: Caenorhabditis auriculariae
Lineage: Eukaryota; Metazoa; Nematoda; Chromadorea; Rhabditida; Rhabditidae
Source: the annotation of a GenBank genome assembly